AGAUACUUGGCAUCCUCCCUCAUGUCAAGCUAACAUCAUACCAUGGCAGAAGCUCAGCCGGAAACCCAGCCCUUGCUGGCUCAUGAAGAUGUCGUCGUUUGGCCCAUAAUUCAUAUGAUCCGCGGGGACGUCAUACACUACAUAGAUACGCCCCUGACCCUCGAGGCAUUGACUGGACCUGAUUUGACAUACACUCUCAUUCGUCCCCUAGAGGAGAAAUACAACGCGAUCCAGCGGGCUGGAAACAAAUCCGUCGUGUUUUGUUUCCUUCUCAACCGUGUCUACUUUAUACGUGACCAGAAGAACUUGACCACGGGGCCGCUGUCCUCAUCUCGCGCCAUGCUAUGCGAGAUACUUGCUAUUCGUUGCCUGAGAGACAACGGAAGCAGUAUGAUGAAUAUGGCACUUGUGCUGACGACUAAAUGGCAAGUCUGGUCAGGUGCUGACCCUCAUAUCGUUGAAAUGGCGAGGGAGGAACGCGAUGACGAUCUCGAGGAGCGUAUUGGCAAUGCAAUUGAAAUGGCCAUCAUCUGCAAGGCGCGGCGCUUCAUCAAAAGCUCCCCAUGUCAAAAAGUUAUUGAUGCCAUCUGGAUCGGGAAAUGUGUAUACCAGGCAGAAAGUAGUCAUUCAAUAUUGUCCGAUACGUACAAACACAAGCCCAUUCAUUUUUAUGAUCCACACAAGGCACCCUUAUUGGACCAUUACCGACUCAAAGUCCCUGCUAUCCGCUCUGUCUUGGACUACUUCAACUUCAUCGUCUUAUUCGUCCUCUUUGUGGUCGCUAUUGAAUUAAACGAACCCUCAAAAAUCAACAUCCCUGAAACAUUGUUUAUGAUAUAUGGCCUUGGCUUCUCGCUAGAAAAGCUUGCAACCAUGCAGGAGCAUGGAAUCACAGUAUAUUUUAAGGGCACUUGGAAUGGGUUCGACCUAUCACUCGUGACAACAUACUGUGUAUACGCAUUCUUCAGAUUGUACGGUGUGUACGGGCACAAACAUUGGGCCCAGGACCUUGGAAUUGACUUCCUAGCUGUUAUCGCAUCCUUAAUGUUCCCAAGGCUCGCCUUCGUCACACUCAAAAAUAACUUGAUGGUUUUAUCGCUACGGGCGAUGAUAAUGCAGUUUGUUGCUCUAAUGCUGAUAGCCGCGUUCUGUUUUUGUGGGUUCCUGUAUGCUCUUUGGACGUUGAGCCGGAAUCACGCCCGGUAUUCAGCAGGGACAAUUGCGUGGUGGAUGCUUGACUUGUGGUUCGGUCUCGAUGCCAGUGGCUUUGACAAAGCCUUUGAAUUCGACUUUGUGUUCGGACCUAUACUUAUGAUCACUUAUGCAUGUCUGAGCAAUACACUAUUACUGACUGUCCUUGUAUCUAUUCUGUCAAAUACCUUCGCGAGGAUCAACGAGGACGCCGCAGCUGAGGCAAUGUUCAGAAGGGCCGUAUCGACGAUUGAAGGUGUCAAGGCCGACUCGUUAUUCUCAUACCAGCCUCCGGUAAACCUACUGGCUCUUUGCAUUCUACUUCCUUCAAGCUAUGUGCUGUCACCGAGGUGGUUCCACAAGGUCAACGUUUUCAUGAUCAGAGCCACGAACUUCCCGAUCCUGCUCAUGAUUGCUUGGUAUGAACGCCAAUCGAAGAAGAAUGGCUCGAAUGGGUUUUAUGAAACUAUCACUUCUGCGGCGGAGAAGGUUUUGCCACGUCCUUUGAAGCGGAUGUCCCUCUUCGAGGGUUUGGUGGGUUCAGGGAGCACUAUUGACGUCAUUUUUGAAAUGGAAGAAGAAAUGGAUAAUAGCGCAUUGGAUACCCGGGACUAUGGUGAACUUCCCCCAGCGGGUGCGGCGGCUCAAAGGCGUCAAUCUCGAAAGUCAGACCACUGGACUUCGCUUCAUCCUAGUCGCUCUCUCAAGGAACCGCAAUCCCAGCUACAACCUCCGCCUCGAUCACAACCCGAACUGCCAUCAACACACGCCCAGCCGCCAUUACCACAACAGCCCGGACCUUUAACACACCAGGCAUCCCAGUCAUCUGGUGCCUCUGCUCUCCGUCGACGUGUCAACUCACAAAUAAGUCGCGCCGAAAUGACGCAAAGCAUCAGUCCACUCGCACAGGUCUUCCAACCUUUAAUCAUGGACGAUGAAGAUGAUGCCUCGAAGAAGGGAGUUCCGCAGUCUACUCCAGCACCCCUCAUUAGCUAUGGCCCGGCCAGCCGCCGUAGGCUGGCGUCAAUGCGAUCUGUGAGGCGUCCGGCCGAUUCCCCUAAUCCGAUACCUAUCGCUCAGCGGAGACCUCCUUGGCCGGUGAUUAAUACGCGUCAAGAAAUACUCGAUGGUCCUGGACCGCUCUCUGCCAGCCUGCAGGAGAGCAUUCAUCCGGAAACCGCUGAAGAGGCCGAGGAGGACAGCUUUGAGGAUGGAAGUAUGGUUCGAUGGGUCGAGCGCAUGAAUCGGAUGGAGGAUAGGCAGAAACGCAUAGAGGAUAUGCUCUUGGAGCUGGUUGGACGUGCCCAGCGAGCAUAGACGCAUCGAUGGGUGGUCAAACUUGUUACGUUGAACAAGAAGCUGGCAAUUGUCAUCCACAAUGAGACUAGUGAUUCAAUGAUCAUAUCAGGGCUGUUGUCGAAUAAGCAAAAUUGGGUACCAUAAUAUGCAACCCGGUCCCAUGAAAUAUAUGUUAGACAAACUGUGUUGCACCAUUCUGUGUUGCAGCAAUCUAAAAUUAUUGCCUGGUCCAGUGCCUCGGGUAACUAAAUUAUAAUGACG
Suillus clintonianus is the source of this 2751-nucleotide messenger RNA. RefSeq lists its product as uncharacterized. The transcript is spliced from 28 exons. Lineage: Eukaryota; Fungi; Basidiomycota; Agaricomycetes; Boletales; Suillaceae. Bases 43 to 2508 code for a protein of 821 amino acids. The record is from RefSeq and is a predicted model, not a curated record.